CGUUAGCUGGCGCUGCUGACACCAAAUGAUAUCGUCCAGUAUGGCUUCAAGUUUCAAGAAUAUAUCUAUGAAGUACAAUGUUAUUGCGGAAAAUCUGAAAAGAGCACCUAAGCCUAAAAAUGUCACAUUUCGAGGAAAGGCAAAGAAAGACCCGAUGGAAAUAUAUCAAGAUGGAAUAGGGUCUCGUCUUCCUCAAGCCUACUUUAAGUGGAAUAGAAUCGGAUAUGAACCAUCACCCGUUCACUGGAUAGACAAAGGAGUUGAUUGGGAGAAAGACCCUGUAACUGGUGAUAGAAAGAGAGUGAACCGAGUCCCAAUUGAUAUUCACUACCCACCUGAAUCUCGUAUGGGUUUAUGGGGAGGAGAAGGAUGGAUAGCAGGAUACAGAAAAUCAAAAGGAGACAGAGGAGUAAGACUAAAGAAAACCUGGAAGCCCAGAAUUGCCAAUAGAAAUCUGUACAGUGAAAUCUUGGAUAAGAAGUUUGAGAUUCAAACAACGAAUCGGGUCAUGGACCUCAUUGAUGAAGCUUAUGGCUUUGAUUUCUACAUUCUUCAGACACCUGCUGAGGAUUUGAAUUCAUUAGUUGGCAUGGUAUUGAAAAGACAUCUUUUACUACGGUUAGCCAACCCUCAAGAUAUGUAUCCUGAUGAUCCACAGAGGAGAGAUAAAAUCUGCAAUAAAUAUAAAAGAUUUGUCAUACCAAAAGAAGAAGCAGAAUGGGUCGGUUUGACACCAGCAGAAGCGUUUGCUAAGCAGAGACAAAUAGAGGCAGGAGCUGAUCCAAUCAGACCGUUACAAGAACUCUAUACAGAUGAACUUAUAGCCAAAUAUAAAGAACAUAAAGAGAAAAGUGAUGGUCUAUUCACAUUCAGUAAAGAAGAAGAAGAAAAAGCAAAGCCGUUCCUUCAGAGGUUUUUUGGAAGUGGAUCUAAAUCAAAGGAUGAUGGAACAAGUGUAUGAUGAUAGGUAUAGACCAGAAGAUAUCACAAUAUGUAUGUAUGUCUGUGGACAUUGGACAUUCUAGAAAGAACUAUGGAACUGCUUUCCUACCAAGCUGACUGUGGUCCGAGGAUUUGAGAUUAUACUUUGCCUGCAUUCAUUGGACCGUUUGGUCCAUGAACAGAUGGUCUAAAAUACACCAACAUGGCUAUAAACACGUACUCAACUAUAUAUUUAGACUAAUUAAUGUUUGGUUCAACAAUCAUCAAAUAUAGCUCUCACUGGUCUGUCAUUUGGUCUAAUGACAAGAUGGUCUAAUAUCCUCUUCAUCUACUUAUUAUUUUGCAUUUCAUCAAAAUGAUAACUUUGUUCAUGAACAGGUCAUCUAAUCGCCUAGACUCAGUGGGGUUAGACCAAAUAGUUAGUAAACGAACUGAUAGUAGACGAACUUGUCGAAUUGGGAUUAGACCAAAUGGAAAGUAGACCAAGUGGCAAUUUACCAUUGGACACUCCUUCGCUCUGGAACACCAUACCAAAGUUCUCUAUGGACAGUUACUUCAAAUUGUAUGGCAAUAGAAUGAGAAAAGGAAGAAUAUAUUUGUGACAGCAUCCCUUUUUGUUUUACAAGAUUAUGUCCUUCAUGGUACAAACAAAUGAAGUUAUUUUCAGUAGCAACUGUGCAUGUAAUGAAAUCCCCCUAUUUGGUGUACAUGCUCUCUACUAGUUGUCCCAGAAAUAGCAUAAUGGUUGAUGUUAAGAACCUUGCUGUACUUGUUUGUAUCUUUGGAUAAAGCAUCUUCCUCCACAAAGAAUUACAAGAUCAUUGAGUUUGGUGCAUUUUUAAAAAUCCUAUCUCUUUGAAAAUUCAUUUUUGUCUGAAAAUGGCUGUAUAUAUGACCUUAAUGAUAUUUCAGGGAAGUGCGCAUCAAUAGGGCUUACAGGCUUUCAUCUGAAACUGAUGAAUUCAGGAAUGGGCACUUUUUUGGCAAGAAAUCAAAUUCUGAGAAUGAUAAUUUUCCUAUUUUACUAAAAACAAGAAUGAUCGCAUAUGUGGUGAAGAAAUGACUAAAAAUGACUAAAAUGACUAAAAUGACUAAAAACAAGAAUGAUCAAGAAUAAAAACAAGAAUGAAAAAAGCACUCUACGGAAUAGUCAACAAGCUCAUGCAUCGCAAGACCGAAUCAGCUGCUGCACUUCCCCAUCAUUCCUCAGUUGCUGAGUUAGCUAGUGACUUCUCAAGGUACUUUACUGGAAAGAUUGAGUCUAUAAGAUGUAACUUAGAGUCACACACAGUCAUAUCUGAUAGGGCAGAGUCUGAGUCAAUGAGAGAGUUCGAUGGAAAUGUACCUUCCUCACGUGAUGACCAUCUAUCUGCAUUUACGCCAUCAUCUCCUUUAGAAAUACAGAGAAUCAUAAGGAAGUCCCCUUCAAAGUCUUGCUCUCUUGAUCCUAUACCAACUACAAUUGUGAAGGAAAAUGAGGACUUGAUGGCUCUGCUGUUCUCAAGGAUUGUAAAUUCUUCCCUGCGGGAAGGAAAGUUCCCUGAAGAAUUGAAACUCGCGCAUGUAACUCCUGUCCUAAAGAAGCCAUCACUUGAUCGGGAGGUAAUGAGCAGUUACCGUCCCAUAUCAAACCUACCUUUCCUUGCCAAAGUUGUUGAAAAGGUUGUUGCAAAGAGACUGACGACACAUCUUCAAGACAACAACCUUCAUGAGACCAUGCAAUCUGCCUAUAAACGACUUCACAGUGUUGAGACAGCUCUUCUUCGGAUAUCUGAUGACGUAUUGAGAGCAGUUGACAAUAAGAAAGCAGUGUUGAUCAUCCUCUUGGAUCUGUCAGCAGCCUUUGACACAAUAGAUCAUGAUGUCCUUCUCCAGAGAUUGCAUGUUGACUUUAAGAUUGAUGCCACUGCCUUAGCAUGGUUCCAGUCGUAUCUCCACUGCAGACGACAGUUGGUGAACAUCAAAGGUACUUUGUCAGAGGAGACUCUCGUGAAGUAUGGUGUCCCGCAAGGUUCCGUCCUCGGACCGCUACUUUUUACUAUGUAUACUUCACCUCUUGGGGAUAUUGCUCGUCAUCAUGGAUUGCAAGUUCACUUCUAUGCAGACGAUACACAAUUGUAUUUGACCUUUGACCCAAGGGUGAAAGAUGAUGAUGCGGACGCUAUUUCACGUCUGACUACCUGCCUCACAGUAAUCAGGCAAUGGAUGGUACUGAAUUUUGUCAAGCUAAAUGAUGACAAGACUGAAUAUCUAGUCAUUUCUUCACCACAUAUGCGAAGCAAGAUUGUUCCACAAAAUCUUCAAGUUGGCUGUGUGUCUGUCCCUCCUUCAGAGAAUGCUCGCAAUCUUGGUGUCUUCUUUGACCAGGGUAUGAAGAUGGACAAGCAUAUUUCCAAGGUGUGCCAGGCAACUUACUACCAGCUACGGAACAUAUCGGCUAUAAGAUCACUACUCACUCGUUCUGCAGCAGAAAGCCUUAUUCAUUCCUUAAUCACCUCCAGGAUUGACUUCUGUAACAGUCUGCUGGCUGGUCUUCCUUCCACUAUGCUGAACAGACUCCAAGGCAUACAGAAUGCUGCUGCUCGCCUGCUGACUGGUACAAAGAAAUAUGACCACAAAGAAAUAUGACCACAUCACCCCUAUUCUCACAGAGUUGCAUUGGCUACCAAUUAAGUACAGGAUUGAAUUCAAAAUCCUCCUUCUUACUUUCAAGGCUGUGCAUGGUGUAGCUCCAGGAUACGUGACUUCCCUUAUAGAACAGCGCCGUGUACGUCCUGGCUUGCGCUCAUCUGGUACUGGCAUCACUCUUCAUGUACCCAUCACACACCUAAGGGGAUUUGGAGACCGUGCCUUUUCUUCUAUUGCUCCACGCCUUUGGAACUCCCUCCCUUCUUCACUUCGUGAAAUUGAUAGCAUAGAACUCUUUAAACAGUCUCUCAAAACUCACUUAUUUCGGCAGAUGUGUAGUGAUUAACCUAUUGGAUGAGCCUGCGCCUUUGAAUGUUUUUAACAGAUAAAUGGCGCAAUAUAAAUGCUGUGGAUCAUCAUCUUGCACCUCCUAAUCCUGAGGAAAAUUUAAUGAAGCAUCUCUAUUUUCCAUGACAAAUUGACUCUCGGCCAAUUAGAUGCAAGAAUUUUUUUCUUUUACUUUCAUGAAAUACUCCCCCUGAAUGAGUACAAUAUCAGAAUUGUGUAACAGUCUGGGCCAGUCCUUUGUACUCUUUGGUCCCAUUUCAUGAAAGUAUUUAAUUGAAGUUGCCAAUAAAAGAAAGAAUGCAACACAUGUAUGUGGUUAUGGUAUCCCAAAUGAAAAUAUUUUUCGUGACAUUGUCAGCAAUAAAUAUAACAAACAUUACGUAUUAAUGAAA
Molecule: messenger RNA, 4310 nt
Organism: Lytechinus pictus (painted urchin)
Lineage: Eukaryota; Metazoa; Echinodermata; Echinoidea; Temnopleuroida; Toxopneustidae
Product: large ribosomal subunit protein bL28m-like
Exons: 8
Coding region: 26-961 (311 amino acids)
Cellular component (GO): mitochondrial large ribosomal subunit
Molecular function (GO): structural constituent of ribosome
Source: RefSeq, a predicted model, not a curated record